UUUCAGUAAACAAAUCAAGCUCCGACACAGUGCUUUGCUCUGCGGUGGUUCGUUUUGGCGAUACAAGCUUCGAAUCCUGCGUGUCACAGGUAACAUCACUACCUCCACUCAUUCGGCUUGAUCCCUCACAUUUGGAGUCAGAAGUGGGAUCUGGAGGACACAGCAUAGUUUUUGCCAUGCAGGCUGGAGUACGGACGAGGAAAGGCAACAAAGGGGAAAUCAAGGAGACGGUGCAACAGUUUGAUGUUGGGGAGAUGGAGGAUGGAGCUGCAGUCGACCUGGGGGACACCGAGGAUGAGGAAAUUAGGGAACCAACAUUGAAGGAUUUGACAAGUAUUCUUCAAACCUUUAUGGGACAACAAGAUAUGAGAGAUAAGAAGAGGGAGGAGGAGUCUGAACAACAGGAGCAGCGUUUUAAGGCUUUGCAGCACCAAUUUCAUCUUUUGCAGAUGGGAAUGCAGGCCCGAGCAACACCUGAGCUGGGGAGAGAUGAUUCAGAACAGGUGGGACUUUCCAGUGAUGAUUACAACCAGGUAUCUUCUGAACCUGAAUGCUCAACUUCGACUUCAGCCGCAUCCUCCACAGGUCAGUCUUUGCAAACACCCCAUUUCAAAAUGGAAAAAUUGACUGCAGAAGAUGUCAUUGAACAUUUCCUCACAACCUUUGAGAGAAUUGCAGUUGCCUACCGUUGGCGAAGCUCAGACUGGACUUUUCAUCUGAUUCCCCUGUUGACUGGUAAGGCUCGAGGGGCCUAUGUUAAUAUGGACAUUGAUGAUGCACUGGAUUACCAAAAGGUCUGGAUCAAAGAGCAUAAACCAAGAUCUGCGGCGGAAGCUGCUGCCCUGGCAGAUGUGUUUGUGGCAGCCCGAAGCAAGAGUCAGCCAUGGAGUAACACAGCAUGGAGAACAGCUCGAGACAUGCGGCGUCCACAACCUCUUCAACACCAGAGGGCAGCAUCGGGUCUGGGUAAGGUCCCCACAAGGGAAAAUCGACCUCAAAGUGCCUCAAAGUUCAAUAAAAGGAUACCUGUAUGCUAUCUGUGUGGACAGGAAGGCCACACCAAGCCUGUGUGCCCCCAAAACCCAAGUCGAUUAAACCAGUUGUGUUUUUUGCCACAGCAGAUGGUGAAAAGAGAACCUGAAAAACAUAAUUCCAAGAAAAUGACCACUGUGACAAUAAAUGGGCAGAAAAUAGAAGCUUUAUUGGAUACAGGAAGCACUCUGGUUAAUAGGAACUGCAUACCAUUCAGUGACUGGGGCAUGUCUGAACCAAUAACAGUUUGUUGUGUGCAUGGGGAUGAGAAAUCUUACCCCACAGCUGAUUUGUGUAUUGGGGUACAAGGGGCUACAUAUUUGCUAAAGGUUGGUGUGGCAGACAAUCUACCUUACCCUGUGAUUUUGGGGGAGGAUCUGCCUGUCAUCUAUGAUCUGUUGAAGGAAGUGGAAAGCUGUAAUGCAGCUGUGACAAGGGCUCAAGCAAAAACACAAAGUGACCAAUUUACAACUCUCAGUUCUUUGCCUUUCUUUGAUUCUGACGUGGAAGGACAACCUGGGAAGACUCUUAAAGCAUGUAGUCAGAAAAGGCAUGAGAAGUUGGAAUAUAAUGUGCAAAGAGGUCAAAAUGAAGAAGCUCCAGAUCUGCCCUUGGGGUUUACGAUUCCUAAUGAUAUCAGACAAAUGCAACAAGAUGAUUUGACCCUGUCUGCUCUUUUGCUGAAGGCUAAAGGUGAAACUGAGGCAGAAUACGACACUAAGAGAGGUCGAUACAUCCUUCAACAUGGCAUUUUGUACCAUCACCAUGGCCAAAUGAAAUGAUUGGUGGUCCCUAAAGCAGCCCGGGAGACCGUCCUAAGGUUGGGCCACUCAAUUCCCUGGGCUGGCCACCUGGGGAAACAUAAGACCACUCAACGUAUUAAACGCAAUUUCCUGUGGUCUGGUUUAUGUUCAGAUUUUGCCCGGUUUUGUAGAAGCUGCCCUCAGUGUCAAAUCACUUCAGCUAAAGUUCCCAUUAGAGCACCACUGCAGCCACUCACAAUAAUUGGUACACCGUUUGAACGCCUUGGAAUGGAUGUUGUUGGUCCUGUGGAAAAGAGCAAAGCAGGAAACCGUUAUAUGCUGGUCAUCACUGACUAUGCUACAAGAUAUCCAGAAGUUUUUCCAUUAGAAAAAACAUCAAAGCAAAGGCUGUGGCUUUCUCAUUGAUUCAACUAUUCUCAAGAGUUGGGUUUCCACAAGAAAUUCCUACUGACCAAGGGACUAAUUUUGUCAACCUUGUUGCAGCAGGUUUAUAGGUUGCUGGGCAUCAGGAGCAUGCAGACAACUCCAUAUCAUUUUCUCUGUAGGACUGCAGGUGUUCAGGGUCAGGAGAGGCUUUACCUGGUGGUCCUCCUGGGAGAGAGGCCUUCUACUGUCAUCAUGUUAAUGUUAUUUAGCUGUUUGAUGUUUGAACACGUUUAUUAAAACAAAUACUAACUGAUAACUAUCACCAGUUUUAUUAUUACAUAUGUUUUUGAACAUGUUACAUGAACAGAAAAUGAAAAGAUGGUAAGGAGACAAGAUUAUUUAUAAUAGGUUACACUUAUUUACAGAUCAGAACCAGUAUGGACCAGUUAUGUACGGUUAAAGCAGGAUUAACCUGAGUGACUCUUCCUGGAUCAUUUAUUUAAACUGAGUGAGCAGGAAGUCUUUAACAGUGCAGCUGGAUCUGCUGCAGGAGGAUCCAGACGUGGAUGGAGGGCUGGAGCAGACCCGUGGCUGGACGUUUCUGUUCAGAGGAACAUCAUACAGGACGGUCUGCAGAGAGCUUUGGGACGCUUCCUCUCACUGUCCACUCCAUCGUCCAUCUACAGGGCCUGCUGGGCUGGUUCAGACGACGGCUGUUACGUCUCUGUGAAUGACUUGCCUGUUAACAGUAGUGGUGGUUUGCUGGUACCUCCUCCAGGACAGAGCACCACUGACCUCCUCCACACACAUCUUCCUCACGCUCAUCCUGCAGACCCACAACUUCACCAGCACAGAGGCAGAUGUGCAGCACAGUGUAUGCUGACUUGUAAUAGAUUAAAAAAAGAGUUUUUUUUAUAGAAAAAUGUAAAACAAACAUAUAACCUGCAGUACACUGGUUCUGUUCAGUUUAAAGAAAAGCAGCAGGGAAAACUACAGAGAAUUUACAUUUUAAAGACAGAUCUAAUCAUUAUUAGGCUUAAGUUGAAUAAACAAAUGCACAUUGAAAACACUUCAAUGCUAUUUUAUUAAAAAGCCUGUUUUUAAAAACGUUUUACCCCCAUUUGAUGCAAAAUAAGUUCUAAGGUUCAAUUUACAUUAGAAAACAUCCUACUGCAUUCAACAUUUAUAAUGCAUUUGGUUUAUAAUAAUUACCUACAUGAUAAUACUCUGUAGUAAUGUGUUGUGUAUGUUUAACAAGUUCAUUCUGUAGCUUAAAACAUACAUGAAGCCAUCUAAAGUUAACAUGUAAGUCCUGAAAGCUUCUAGAAUAAACAAAGUUACUUUACCUGAAAACGGUUGUGAACAAACGCUGCUGAUGGACGUGAAGCUGCUGUAUUCAAUUCAAUUCAAUUUUAUUUAUACAGCGCCAAAUCACGACAAGAGUCACCUCAAGGCACUUCACAUAAUAAACAUUCCAAUUCAGGUCAGUUCAUUAAGCCAAUCAGAAAUAAUGUUUCCUAUAUAAGGAACCCAGCAAAUUGCAUCAAGUCACUGACUAGUGUCAGUGACUUUACAGCAAUCCUCAUACUAAGCAAGCAUAAAGUGACAGUGGAGAGGAAAACUCCCUUUUAACAGGAAGAAACCUCCAGAGAAUCCUGGCUCAGUAUAAGCAGCCAUCCUCCACGACUCACUGGGGAUGGAGAAGACAGAGCAGGCACACACACACACACAGAUACACACAUACAUAAAUACACACACACACACACACACACACACACACACACACACACACACACACACACACACACACACACACACACACAC
Molecule: messenger RNA, 3986 nt
Organism: Nothobranchius furzeri (turquoise killifish)
Lineage: Eukaryota; Metazoa; Chordata; Actinopteri; Cyprinodontiformes; Nothobranchiidae
Molecular function (GO): zinc ion binding; nucleic acid binding
Source: RefSeq, a predicted model, not a curated record